Molecule: messenger RNA, 2474 nt
Organism: Chenopodium quinoa (quinoa)
Lineage: Eukaryota; Viridiplantae; Streptophyta; Magnoliopsida; Caryophyllales; Amaranthaceae
Product: probable protein phosphatase 2C 42
Exons: 4
Coding region: 398-1534 (378 amino acids)
Biological process (GO): protein dephosphorylation
Molecular function (GO): cation binding; protein serine/threonine phosphatase activity
Source: RefSeq, a predicted model, not a curated record
CAAGAAGAAGAAGAACAACAACAACAUAGCGAGCCAGGCAGGCAGCCAUGCCCUCCCCACACCCCUUGCCUUUCACAUGACCCAAAUUCCACAUUGAAAACGACCCUUUUACCUUUGGCCCAAUCACAAUUCUUCCUCAAAAACCUCCCUUUAUUCUCUCUCCUCUGCCUCUCCACCACCCAACACAAACCACCCCACAAUUAAAACCCAGAAAACCCAUCUUCUUCCUCUCUCUCUCUCUCUCUCUCUCUCUCUCUCUCUAACUAAAUCAAAAUCAAAAUCAAAAUCCCACCAUUAUUUCCCUACAAAUUUCGAAUUCUUGAUGUGGGUUUUGAUAAUCGAAUAGUAGUUCUUCGAUAAUUUCAGGAAUUGGGUUUUUCCCCCCGAGAAAUGUUUGAUGCUCAAAGCUUUGAUGAACUUUCUCUCUCUAUGUUGGAAGCCUUUCGGCGUUGACAUCGUCGGCGGAAGCAGCGGAGGAGAUAACGAUGGUGGCGGUGGUAGAGACGGCAGAGAUGGGUUGCUUUGGUACCGUGAUUUGGGAAAGUGUGCUACUGGAGAGUUUUCUAUGGCGGUUGUUCAGGCUAAUCAGGUGCUUGAAGAUCAGAGUCAAAUCGAGUGUGGGCCCUUUGGCACCUUUGUCGGUGUUUAUGACGGUCAUGGUGGGCCCGAGGCCGCUCGGUUUGUCUGCGAUCACCUGUUUCGCCACCUUCAAGCAAAAUCAGCUGAGACUGAUGGUGUAGUCACAGCAGAGACAAUAAAAAGAGCUUUUCGUGCAACAGAGGAUGGUUUUCUUGAUGUGGUUUCGGAGUUGUGGAGCACAAAACCACAAAUAGCCACUGUGGGGUCAUGUUGUCUUGUUGGUGUGAUAUCACAACACACUCUUUUUGUGGCAAAUCUUGGAGAUUCCCGUGCUGUUCUUGGGAGGAAAAAUGCUAGAACUGGAGGUGUUGAUGCUGUUCAAUUAACAAGUGAGCAUAAUGCUAAUGAAGAGGCAGUAAGAAGAGAGCUAAGAGACUUACAUCCAGAUGAUCCCCAGAUUGUCAUGUUAAAGCAUGGAGUUUGGAGAGUGAAAGGAAUUAUUCAGGUUUCUAGAUCUAUAGGGGAUGUUUAUAUGAAACAUGCUCAAUAUAACAGGGAACCUAUUAAUGCAAAAUUCAGGCUUUCAGAACCAAUACACAUGCCUAUCUUGACUGCAAUUCCAUCUAUUGUUUCACAUCAUCUACAGCCGAAUGAUUCUUUCCUUAUUUUCGCUUCUGAUGGUUUAUGGGAACACAUGUCUAAUGAAACUGCUGUUGAUAUUGUGCACAGCCAUCCCCAUGCUGGAAGUGCUAAACGGCUUGUCAAAGCCGCACUACAUGAAGCUGCUAGAAAAAGAGAAAUGCGGUUUUCUGAUCUCCAGAAAAUCGACAAGAAAGUUAGACGUCAUUUCCAUGAUGACAUUUCUGUCAUUGUGUUGUUCUUUAACCAUGAUCUUAUCCGCAGAGGUGUGGUACAGGACCCUCCAUUUUCUAUCCGAAGUGCUUUAGAACACUAGUUGCUUGUGACAAUUUACAUGGCUGUUAACCGAAGACAAGUUUCAUGAUUUUUGUGCCAAGCAUUCAAAUGCGAGACACACCAUGUCACUGAGGCAGCGCCUUUAUUCCAGUUUUUUGCCGGUGGACUUGUAUACUGGAACGGUUAGAGGGUUGACACCUUUUCGGGUAUCAUAUGCUUGCAGGAGCAGCUGAGCAUCAUUCAGUUGGUUACUUUUGGAGAUUUACUUACAAAGGAAAUCGCACUGCUGUUUACUGCUCACUAAUAUGAGGCUUCUGGAUGAAUCAUAUUUUAUCAAACUUCCCUCUCCUGUACUUGUAUUUGCUAUCAGAAGUCCGUUUACUUGAUGUGCAAUGGAAGCCUUGCAGUUAACCAGCACAGAACAUACCUUUUCUAUGACUUCCCCCCACCCCCUUAUUGUUUCUGACAUUUCACAACACUGAUCAUUGAUGUUUGAAAUUUUAUAAGACACGGGAUGGUAUCUCAAUCAGCAAACGAAAUGAGUUCUUUUGCGGUUACCAUCCAGAAUUCUAACCCCAUACAUACUCCUUUGGUUUAUCAAUUGAACGGUAAGGGUUGCUUACAUUGGCAGGUUUGGUUACCAGUUGAGAGCGGUCAAUAAGGAUUGCUAUGAUGGGAUAAUUUCUCCUCGGCUCAACCAAUUAACGUUUUUGCUUACUUUGGCAGGUUUGAUUACAAGUCUAGAAAAUCAUCGUGCCCUUGAAUCAUGAUUAUCUGAAAACUAAUUGAAUCGGUCUUGAUAAAUAUGACUAUUUUUGUUGUACAUUUUGUAAAGAUUAAACAAGUUUCAUUAGUAAGCCUACCUUGAUGACUAUAUUGACAGAAUUAAGGCAACCUUUGUCAUAAUUACCCAUGAAAACCCUUUAUUUGUUUGUAAAAACUUUGGUAAUGAUUAUGAACAUAUAAUCUUGGAGCUAUCA